Messenger RNA from Coffea eugenioides, 2079 nucleotides. RefSeq lists its product as uncharacterized. The record is from RefSeq and is a predicted model, not a curated record. The transcript has 3 exons. Bases 1 to 2079 code for a protein of 692 amino acids. Lineage: Eukaryota; Viridiplantae; Streptophyta; Magnoliopsida; Gentianales; Rubiaceae.
AUGGCAAAUAGAGAGCAAAAAGAAGAGGAAGUUUAUCCACAAACUCUUAUUCAUAUCUUGUUGGAUAAAUAUUCUAAACCUAUCCCUCUUAUUGCAUUUUUUGAUACAGGUGCCCAUACUUCCAUCAUGAGGAAGGAUAUCAUACCAGACUCAUAUUGGAUUCCUGAAGUGAAUAAGUUUAGAGGAGCGGAUGGAAAUCUUUUUGAAACAAGAUUUGUCACGAAAAAUCCCAUCACUCUCAAACUUCUUCCUGAUUGCUGUGUUAGUUCAAAAUUUCUGGGAGCAAACUUUACUGGUAAGGACUUGUUGUUAGGAUUUGAUCUUUACAGGCAAAAUAAAUAUCUUAUUACAGGAAAUGGGAUAAAAUCAAAAAAGUUUUUUAAACCUUUCAUUGAAAUCCCAAAGCUGUAUUUAAUACAAGAAGAAAGUGUUCAACAAGAUCAACUCCAGCAGUUUCAAAAGCAGAUUAUUCAAGAAUCAUGCUCAACAAAUCAUCAAGAGUUUUUACAAAAGUGUGAUCAUCCUUUGUGGGAAAAUUCUGAGUUUUUUAUCCAACUUCAUUUUAAGAAAAAUGAGGAUAUCAAUCCCACAAAAGCUAGUCAUUCUGGAAUGAAUCCCAAUGACACAAAGCUUGCAGAACAGGAAUGCCAAGAACUUUUAAAGUUUGGACUUAUUGAGAUUUCUCAUUCUCAAUGGGCCUGCCAGGCAUUUUAUGUUAACAAAAGAUCUGAACAGUUGGGAAUUCAUCCUGAAGAUAGGCAUAAAACUGGAUUUUGUAUCCCAAAUCAUCAUUUCCAAUGGAAGGUGAUGCCUUUUGGUUUAAAAACUGCACCUUCUCUUUUUCAAAAAGUGAUGAUAAGGAUAUUUCAGCCUAUCCUACAUUCCAUACUUGUUUACAUUGAUGAUAUUCUUCUUUUCAGUAAUACUUUUGAAGAACAUCUUGAGUUGCUUAAAGAUUUUCAUCAUCUUGUUAAGCAAUACGGGAUAAUGCUUUCUGAAAAGAAAAUGUUUUUAGCUCAGCAAGAAAUUUCAUUUCUCGGAAUGAAAAUUGCUCAAGGAAAAUGUACUCCUGAACAGCAUGUUGGACAAUCCAUUAAAGAUUUCCCUGAAGAUAAUCUUUCGAAAACCCAGGUCCAACAAUUCCUUGGGGUUGUUAACUAUGUCCGGGAAUUUCUUCCCAAAGCUUCCAAACAUAUUAGUCCUUUGACUAAAAUGCUUAAAAAGAAACCUCCACCAUGGGGUGUUUCUCAAACCCAAGCAAUCCAAAUCCUCAAGAAGGCACUCCAAGAUCUUCCUACACUUCAUAUUCCAUCCGAUGGGAAAAAGAUCUUACAGACAGAUGCCAGUGAUAAGUAUUGGGGAGCAGUACUUCUUGAAGAAGAUGAACAAGGAACAAAACAUUGUUGUGGUUUUGCUAGUGGAAAAUUCAAGGUUUCUGAACAACAUUAUCACUCCACAUUCAAAGAAAUCCUUGCAGUCAAGAAUGGUAUAAAGAAAUUCUCUUUUUUCCUUAUAUCUCAUCAUUUCUUGGUUGAAAUGGAUAUGGGGUCAUUUCCUAAAAUGCUGCACUUCAAGCAAAACAAUGUCCCUAACCCCCAAUUACUGAGAUGGUCAGCAUGGUUUUCCCAAUAUUCCUUUGAGGUUAAGAAUAUUAAGGGCAAAAAGAACAUUGUUGCUGAUUUCUUCUCAAGGAAAGAACCUUUGCCUCAACAAGACCAACCUUGUUUCAUGUUCUCACCUGUUUGUUCUGAACCCCCAGAUAUUCACCAAAUUCCUCAUCCAUGGGAAAAGGAAGAUAUUGAAAGAAUCCGAAAUCAAUAUGAAUUUGAAAUAUUUAGUUCAUAUGGAGGAUCAAUCUUAAAUCCCUUUGGAACUAAUCCUGAAUAUCCUUUCUGUCAAAUUUUCAUUGCCAGACAUGAUGAUUUUCCAAAAUCAUUGUUAUGGAAAACAGAUGCAUUCCUCCUGAAAUAUGGCCUGGUCACUAUGGUUCGUGGAACUACCAUUCAAGUCAUCCUCACUGGACCAGAAUCAAAAAAGCGUCAGAAUAAAAUGAAUGAUACUGUGAUGCAGGAUUCCUAG